Molecule: messenger RNA, 819 nt
Organism: Rosa rugosa (rugosa rose)
Lineage: Eukaryota; Viridiplantae; Streptophyta; Magnoliopsida; Rosales; Rosaceae
Exons: 1
Coding region: 1-819 (272 amino acids)
Molecular function (GO): RNA-DNA hybrid ribonuclease activity; nucleic acid binding
Source: RefSeq, a predicted model, not a curated record
AUGGCAUUGUCUGAGUUCACGUUUCAAUAUGUGUCUCAAAAGUCAGUCAAGGGCCAAGCAUUGGCCGAUUUUCUUGUUCAUCACCCUUCGACCGAGUUUGAGGGAGCCGAGGAGGUUGAUAUUGAGAUCAUAUAUGUGGCUUCCAUGACCAAUAACCACUGGACCAUGUAUUUUGAUGGGUCUAGUACUGAAUUUUCAGCCGGAGCUGGUGUUGUCGUUGAAACGCCUGAAGGACAAAAGUUCCAAUUCGCCUUUCAAUUAGACUUUACAUGCACAAACAAUCAAGCAGAAUAUGAGGCUCUUAUUGUUGGUUUGGAAAUUCUCCAAGAGAUGGGAGCACGGCGAGUUCUGGUGUUCGGGGAUUCUCAACUGGUCGUUAACCAAAUGAAUAAGGAGUUUAAAUGCACAAGCUGGGGACUUUUAUCCUAUCACGCUUUAGCCGACCAGCUCGCCAACACUUUCGACCGAAUCUCUUUCGCCCACCUCCCAAGGGGACAGAACAUGGAGGCCAAUGAGAUGGCCCAAUUAGCCUCGGGGUUACGGAUCCCCGAAGGAGACGAUUCCCGAGUCAUCAAGAUUGCCAAACGUACCCUCCCAACUUUAGAAGAGAGAGGAGUCUCAGAGGAUGCUUUUGUUAUCGACAUCGAGCCAGAUGAUUGGAGACUCCCCAUCAUCAAGUUCCACAAAAAUCCUCAAGGUAAUCAUGAUCGGAAGACUCGAUACUUGGCUGGACAAUUCGUUAUAUACAAAGAAGCAGUCUACCGCAAAAGCUCUGAUGAUCUACUCCUUCUUUGUAUAGGGGGGCAAGAAACUUUGUAA